This is a messenger RNA of Ichthyophthirius multifiliis, 4110 nucleotides long. RefSeq lists its product as hypothetical. The transcript has 2 exons. The record is from RefSeq and is a predicted model, not a curated record. NCBI's taxonomy places the organism in Eukaryota, Ciliophora, Oligohymenophorea, Hymenostomatida.
AUGUCUAUUGGAAAGUUUAAAAAUAAUUUAAAUAGAACUUGUACUUUAUGUGAUAAUAGUUGUACUUAAUGUACCAGUUUAAGUAUAUGUUAAAGUUGCAAUUAAGGAUUUUAUCUUAAUAACUCUAUUUGUGUUUAAGAAUGCCCUGUUGGGAAGUUUAAAAAUAAUUCUGAUAGAACUUGUACUUCAUGUGAUAGUAGUUGUUUUUCGUGUACAAGUUUAUCUUUAUGCUAAAGCUGCAAUUAAGGAUUUUAUCUAGAAAAUGUUUCUUGUAUUUAAGAAUGUCCUAUUGGGAAGUUUAAAAAUAAUCCAGAUAGAACUUGUAUUUAAUGUGAUACUAGUUGUUCUUCGUGUACAAGUACAACUUUAUGCUAAAGCUGCAAUUAAGGAUUUUAUCUCGAUAACUCUAUUUGUAUUUAAGAAUGUCCUAUUGGGAAGUUUAAAAAUGAUUUAAAUAGAACUUGUACUUCAUGUGAUAGUAGUUGUUCUUCAUGUACAGGUUUAUCUAUAUGCUAAAGCUGCAAUAAAUUGUUUUAUCUAGAUAACUCUUUUUGCGUUAAGCAAUGCCCGAUUGGUAAAUUUAAAAAUGAUUCUGAUAAAACUUGUACUUUAUGUGAUGUUAGUUGUUCUUCGUGUACAAGCACAACUUUAUGCUAAAGUUGCAAUUUAAACUUUUUUCUAGAUAAUUCUUUAUGUGUUUCGGAAUGUCCGAUUGGGAAGUUUAAAAAUGAUUCUAAUAGAACUUGUACUUCAUGUGAUAGCAAGUGUGAAAAUUGUACUAGUUUAACUUUAUGCUAAAGCUGUAAUUUAGGAUUUUUUUUUGAUAAUUAGAGUUGCUUAAUAGAUUGUCAAUAAGGCAAAUAUAAAAAUGCAAGUAAUAGAUAAUGUUCAUUUUGUGACAACAAAUGUAAAUCAUGUGAUAAUGGUUUGACUUGUAAUGGCUGUUUUGGAAAUAGAGUUGGAGAUUAAUGCGAUUGUCCUUUGUAUUCAAUCUUUUCAAAUGAUUAUUAAAAAUAAUGUUUUGAAUGUAAAAAUGUGCUUAUUGGAUGUGGGUAAUGCACUAUAAAUGAAUGUAUCUCAUGCAUUCCUGAUUUAUAUUUUGAUUUUAAUUAAUUGAAAUAAUGUGAUUCUUGUUAAGAAUUAAAUGUUUAAAUUAUUUUUAGUAACGAUUUUGAACUAUUAUUUGUUAAUUUUGAUUAUUUUAAUUUAGGAGUAAUAACUAAUCUAAUUUUGAAUAAUUCGAAUUUGCAAAAUGAUUAAUAAAAAUCAAGGUUUUCUUAUUUACUUUGUUCAGAAGUUUUAAAUUAAUAAUUUAUAACAUAAAAAUUAAGUAAUGAUAUUGCCUGUUCUUUUAUUUAAAAUAAGCUUACUAUUAGAUUAAGUCCUUAAAGCAUAAUAAACAAAGAUGAUAUAAUAGUUAUUAAAGAAAAUGUAUUCAAAAUUACAUAUAAAGGAGUAGAAUGUACUUAAUUUAUUUAAAAAAUAAAAGGAAAAAUUAUUUAUGAUUAAAAUCCUUUAAGUCCUAUAAUUACAAUAAAUUCGCCAACUUUAAUUUCGAAAUGUGAUGAAUUAUUUAUUCAAAUUAGUUAAUUAUAAAAUAUAGGAAAAAGAAUUCCUAAAAGUAUAAAUUGGAUAUCAAUAGCUUCAUCUGAAAGUUAAUAAUUUAUAAAUUAAUUGAAUGCAUAAUUAUAAUAAUAAUAAAAUAAUUUUAUAUUAGUUAUUCCAAGUAUGACUUUUAAAGGAAGUAGCUUUUAUCAAUUCGAAGUAUAAAUAGAAACUGUUUUUUAACAAAAGUAAAGUGUAGUUAUAAAUAUAAAUACAAAAAAUGAUAAAUUUAUUGAUUUAUAAUUAGAAAACAGUAAAGAUAUUGUUUUUAGGUAUGAAGAAUUCAAACUUAAAGUUAUUUUUUAUUAUCUAUAAUGCGAUCCUAUAGAAAAAUUAAAAAAAGUGAAUGAAAAAAUACUAUUAAAAAUCGAAUAAAUUAUUAAUUUGUAAAAUAAUUUAAAUAUAAAUUUUGAGAAUUAAACUAUGGAUAAUGAACAUACAAUUAAUAUAUAGCCUUAUAUCUUAGUUUUAGAUUAAUAAUAUGACAUAAAAAUAACUGUCUCUGAUGUUAACAAUAGUUAAAUAUUUUAAGAAAUUAUACACUCAUUUUAGGUAAAAAAAAGCCAACAAAUAGUAAAAAUUUAAGGUUUGAGCAAUAUUUAAUCUUUUUCGAAUUCUUUUUAUGUAAAUGCUUUCAUUGAUAAUUUAGAUUUAUCUCCAAGUGAAAAAGAAGUAUAAAAAAACAAUAACUAUGGUAUUAAAACUAAAUGGAAAUGUAUAACUGCAAAAAGUUAAAGCGAUUGUCGGGAUUAUAAAAAUGAUUUAAUUGUUGACCCUAAUAUGGAAUAAAAUAUAUUGUAAAUAAAAGUAUAAGAAAAAUCUUUAGAAGCCUAUAAUCUUUAUUAUUUUAUUUUAGAAGGAGAAAAAGAUGGUAUCGUAGUUUAAGACAUAUCAAGUUUUAUUAUUUUGGAAUAAAAUAUACCUCCUUUAAAUUCUAUUACAUCAAUAAACGAUUUUUCUUAAAGAAUAAAUUUAAAUUAAUAAAUUUUUGUAUAAUUAAAUUAUGAAGGAAAAAAUAAUUUAGACAAUUUAUUUUUUAGUGGCGCUGUAUUGUAUUAAAACGAUGUGAAAAAUACUAUAAAGUUUUUUCAUAAUUAAGUAAGAUUUUAAACAUGGAAUUAUUUUAAUGAUUUUAUAAAUGAAGAAGAAAAUUCUUAUUAAAUAAGAUUUGCAGUUUUUGAUCCUUAGUAUAUAAUGCCUUCUUUAAUUAUUUUUUCUUUAAAAGCUAAUUUGCCGCCUUUAAAUUGCCUUUUUUAAAAUUUUAAUAAUUAAUAAUAAGAAAUUUUUAGUUUAAAAUAAAAUUAUGUUUUCUAAAUUAAUAACUGCUAAGAUUAAGAUUAGCCUCUAUAUUAUAAUUUCUUUUAUUAUAAAAGUUAAGAAGAUUUUUAAUAUGAAAUUUUAAAUCCGCAAUUUACUAAGAGAUAUGCUCUAAAUGUAAAAUCUACUAUCAGUAGAAUAUCAACGAUUUUGCCGUUCGGGGCAAAAGUAAUCAUAGGCUGUGUAUUUGAUAAUUUGGGUGCGGUUAGAAAUAUGACUUAAAAUGUUGAAAUAAAAAAUUCUUAUGAAAACGUUUAAUAAUAUGUUUAUUUAGUACAAGAAACUUACAAAAUAAUUAUUUAAAUACCUUUUAAAUAACAAAUAGUUAUUUAACUAUGUAUUCUUGUUUAAGAUAUUGUUUCCAAUAUAUUAAUAAACGAAGAGCUAAAAUAAGAUUAAAAUUUAAUUAAAAUUGUCAAAAAUAUUUACGAAGAUUUACUUUUUUAAUAAUAAAAAUUUAAUGAUAAUCAAGAUGUUUAAGUCUAAAUAUAAAUGACAAUUAACUUAAUUUCUUAAAACUUAUUAGAUUAAAUAAUGAAUAUUUUAAAAUACAAAGAUAUAUUAGAUUAUUUAUCGAAAAUAGAAUAAACUUUAAUUGAAUAAGAAAUAUAUAAAAAAAUAUAAGCUAAAGACGUUUAGUAAUAUUAAUAAUAUUUUCAUGGAGAAGGCUAAGAAAAAAUUACUUAUGAUGUAUAAAUAAGAAAGUAUCCUGCUAAUAUAGUUAAAUAUGAUAAAAGUUUUCCUUAUCCAGAUAAAUAAUUAUUUUAAGUAUUUGAUAAUUAAAUAACUUAUUAAACUGUUAAUAAAUAGACAAAUGAAAUAUAAAAAUAACCUAUUAAUACUUAAAUUGCUAAUACAUUCACUCUUCCUAAUCCUUCGAAUUCUACAACUGGGUUUUCGUGUUUAACUUAAAUUAAUAAUAAAUGGGAAUAAGGAAACUGUAAUAAAGUUUAAUAAAUAAAUAAAAAGAAAUUAGUAUCUUCAGUUAUAUGUUAAUGUAAAAAAUAGGGAAAAUAAACACUAGUGGAUGAUAUAGAAAGCAUUUUUACGGAUAAUCAGAAUUUAAAAAAUAUGUUUAGUGAAUAAGGAAUUGAAAAUUUAAAAAAUUUAGCGAAUGGUAUAAAUAUGCAACUAUAUGGAUUAUUUUUAUAUCGAAUUAAUUCUACAUUAUAUUUUUAGUUUAUUUGA